GUCAUUAGCGUGGCAUAUCUCAGUAUCAUGACUAUUUCUCUAUAUAUACUUCAUUGUAUUAUAUGUAAGAAGCAGUGAUAUUCCAAUAAUAAUCUUCCAAUUCCCAUUUACUGGGUAUCCUGAUUUAGGGAAGUCUGUGGUGUGCGAACGGAGCUGCAAAGUAACCUGACAGAGUGCAACAGAACUGCAGAAAUCCUACAUGUGCCCCUGGGCAGCUGUAGAGCCUGUACCACAUUCUGCAUCAGACAUCAGUAUAUUUGGACUGCAGCCAGCCAGCCAGAAAGGGUAUUCCACCUAUCAUUGUUAGCAACUGAACCUGAUAUGUAUGAAAAUUAUGGGAAACAGAAGUCCACAAAGAAAACCUCCCCCGGCAACUGGUGAAGUAGAUAAACAGCAAAUCAUUAAAGUAGAAUAUACCCACUCCAAUGCAGUUACUGAGUGCUGCCCCCUAGAGGACAUGACAAGUACAACACAGACAGAGGACAUCAAUGAGGAAAGAAAUGAGAAUGUGUUUUAUAAAUUUGUCAUUUUGCAUGCAGAAACUGAUACACUAGAAGCUACAAGAGUGAAGGACAUGCUGCAAGACAAGUUCUGCAUUAAACCAGGCCUCAUCUUUGGAGAAAUGCCGGCAGGUCAGCCUAUUCUGAAAAACCUGGAUAAUGCAGUAAAUGGUUCAGCCUGGACUAUUCUAUUACUAACAGAGACCUUCCUCCGAGAGACCUGGUGCGAGUUUCAGUCCCACGCGACAUUAAUCAAUUCCAUUCACAUGGAUCAUAAAUAUAACACUGUGAUUCCUUUAAGACCAAAAGACAAUAACUUGCCAAGAGAGAAGACACCCCUUCCACUGAAUCUCAUUAACGCUUUGGAAGAAGGAAAAGCAGAAUUUACAAAGCAAGUGGAGAAAACCUUUCAGGAGUCUCUGUAUCAAAAACAGUAUGCAAUAUGGAGGGCUGAGAAACAGGACAUGGAACAGUGAUGUGAUGCAGCGCAGUAUGGCAGACAUUCAUCAGUCUUUCUUCAUUUAUAAUUUAAAAAAAGUACAUUUAGGGCAUUGCUCAGUGCUUCUGUAACAUCUCUCAAUUUUUAUGAAAAGAAUUUUGUUACAGCCAACAAAAUGGCUGCCUCUUAUGUGUUUUUGUAAGACUUCUAGUAUAUCAUGUGGUGCAUAUUUAAAUAUAAACCAUUUGCAUUGCAAACCUAGGUUAAAACAACUGUAAAACAAAACACUUUACUCCUGCAGAGCUGGAAACUUCCACUUUUCAAACAAUGAGGAUAUCUAUGAUAUCACUGUAUAAACACGUAGUGAUGGCAAUCAGAAAAAAGCCUUAAGCUACCCAAUAACAGUCCGGCUUACUGGGAUGAUUCCUAAUGGGUAUUAUAGCCAAUCUGUCCCUGUUACAGUUCCGUCUAGCCUGCAGUAACUGGGAACACUGGCGUAUCUAUAAUGAGUGUAGUGUGUGCGGUGUGGGCCCCCUCUGGACCACUGCUCCCAUUUUUUCUAAAUACUUACCUUUCUGGUGUCCGGGUGUGG
This is a messenger RNA of Pseudophryne corroboree (corroboree frog), 1531 nucleotides long. It is a transcript of the gene TICAM2, whose product is annotated as TIR domain containing adaptor molecule 2. Gene Ontology annotation, biological process: lipopolysaccharide-mediated signaling pathway; positive regulation of canonical NF-kappaB signal transduction; positive regulation of cytokine production involved in inflammatory response. Gene Ontology annotation, molecular function: protein kinase binding. The record is from RefSeq and is a predicted model, not a curated record. Bases 326 to 976 code for a protein of 216 amino acids. NCBI's taxonomy places the organism in Eukaryota, Metazoa, Chordata, Amphibia, Anura, Myobatrachidae. The transcript has 3 exons.